AUGAGUGCUAAAUCAUCAAGUCGUACAACAGUACAAAAUACUACAACCGUAGCAAGACCAAGUACACGAACACCAAAACAACAAACUGAUUAUACAGAUCAAGAAGAAGAAUAUAAACGAUUAAAUGCACAACUUGAAGCAAAAACACAAGCACUUGUUGAAGAAGCUGAACAAGUAUUAAGAAAUCAAAAUCGAUUCAUUUCAACAGAUAAUAAUGAUCGAACUUAUAGUUUACUUGAUCAAGUUGAUACAGAUGAUCAAUUAUACGGAGAUUUGCAAGCUGCUUCAUUGAAACCAAAAGAUCUUAAAAAAAAUUCAUCACCAACACAACAACAAGAAAAUUUAUCAACAAGAAAUAGAAAACCAUCUAUUACAAAAUUUCGUCCAAAAAUUGGAGAUGAAGUUGCUAUUGUUGAUGAUAAUCGAUAUGAUCAAUCCAUUGAUCGUACUUUUUUACAAGAUCAAGCUCGAAGUACAUUUGAUAGGACAGUUGCUGACAUUGAAACAAAAAUUAAUCGUACAAAAAUUAGUGUCAAUACAAAUGUUAUUGAUAAUGAUGAUGAUGAUAUUUUUCCAGGUGCUGCAAAAGAUAUGGGUUCUGAGGCUAAAAUUCGUUUUCUUAAAGCACGUCUUCGUGUUAUGCAAGAAGAACUUGAACGAACGCAUACAGAAUGUGUUAAACGUGAAGAAGAAAAUGAACGUAUAAAUUUAAAAGUAAAAGAAUCUGAUGAUGAUCGAACACGUCUUAAUCGUGUUAUAACAACAUUACAAGAUCAAUUAGAAAAAUAUAAAAAAUUAAGUAGCGAUACAAAAUCUAAACUUGAUACAACUGAAGUUGAACUUAAUUCUAUAAAAAAAGAAUAUGAACAAACAAAACGUCACACAAAAAAACAACAACAAGAUCAAACACAAACUGAUACAAAAUUAAAUCGUGCUUUAGAAGAAGCUGAAAGAUAUAAACAACAAUUAAAUAAAAUGCAACAAACAACAAAAGAUAUUAAUGAACAAGAUAAAAAAAAAAUUGAACAAUUAACAAAUGAAAAUCGUCGAUUAGAAAAACAACGAUUAGAAUUAAUGAAUGCUUUUAAAAGACAAUUGAAAUUAAUUGAUAUACUUAAAAAACAAAAGCUUCAUCUCGAAGCAUCAAAAAUGCUUCAAUUCGCUGAAGAAGAAUUUUGUAAAGCAAUUGAAUGGAACACUUCAUAA
Rotaria sp. Silwood1 is the source of this 1206-nucleotide messenger RNA. NCBI's taxonomy places the organism in Eukaryota, Metazoa, Rotifera, Eurotatoria, Philodinida, Philodinidae. The record is from the annotation of a GenBank genome assembly.